GUCAACUGUCAACUAUUGACCAGAAUUGACUGGCCCCAAAAGCAAGUAGCUUGUCUAAAUUUCCGGCACUUUAACCAUGAACUUGGAGCAAAACUUGACCGAUGCCCUGUCGCAGUCGCCGGAGGGCAAGGCGGAGGAGGCGUGGCCGGCGGACGCCCACCUGCACCAGCCACCGGAGGAGACUCAACUGCUGCUGGCGGAGCGUUCCAGCUGCCUGUCGGUGAAGACCUACCUGGGUAUGUGUGGCCUGCCGAUUGUGGAGCGGAUUAGCAACAAUGCGGAGUUCAUGUCGCCGGGUGGCCGGCUGACCCGCCUGCCGCUCCUCCGUUUGGGCCCGGUCAAAACUGUUGCGGAAUUCGAGCCCAUUGUGGCCCAGGCGGAGGCAAUGCAGGGCGGCCAAGCCCUGGACAGCUGGAUGUCCGAGGAUCAGCGCGACAAUGUCCGUAGUCUGGUCAACUAUGUGGAGAACGUCUUCACGCUGGCCGAGAUCCACAUGAGCUUCGUGGACGAGGUCAACUAUCAACGGUAUACGGCUACGCGCAGUGGGGCCGCUUAUCCGUGGCCCCUGAGCUUUCUCCGCCGGAGGGCCAAGAAGAAGGAGGCGCUGCGCAUACUGAAGGUCUAUCAGUGGGAGGAUCAGAACAACGACCAGGUGCUGCACGAGGUGGGCGUCUGUGCCGACACGCUGAUGGGCCAGAUGGAGCAGAACGAGCCGGAGGAGCACUACUUCUGUGGAUCGCGGCUCUGUGCGCUGGACGCUUUGGUCUUCGGCCAUGUGGCAACCAUUCUGACCACCGCGCUGCCCAAUAUGGAACUGGCCGAGGUCCUGACCGCUUAUCCAUGUCUAUUGGCCCAUUGUUGGCACAUCGACCAGCUGGUGUAUGGGGGCAAAAUCCUGGGCUGCGAGAAGGAGCCGGAGGUGCUGGAGUAACUGAAGUUGCUGGGAGUGGGACAAAUAAAAUUAAAGGAAGACAGGA
Molecule: messenger RNA, 977 nt
Organism: Drosophila subpulchrella
Lineage: Eukaryota; Metazoa; Arthropoda; Insecta; Diptera; Drosophilidae
Product: metaxin-2
Exons: 1
Coding region: 77-931 (284 amino acids)
Biological process (GO): mitochondrion organization
Cellular component (GO): SAM complex
Source: RefSeq, a predicted model, not a curated record